Messenger RNA from Cinara cedri, 6139 nucleotides. The record is from the annotation of a GenBank genome assembly. Lineage: Eukaryota; Metazoa; Arthropoda; Insecta; Hemiptera; Aphididae.
GUGAACGUUUUGUUUGUUUGACUGGAAACAAAUAAAUCAAAGAUCAGUUACAAUUCGUGUAAGUAUACUAAAUAUUUACCCAUAUUUUCGCAUAAGUACCUAAGUACUAAUAAAUUGUAGGUACAGAUAGGCCAAGACGGGUAAUUUUAGUUAACAAGUAGUUCAAAACCGCAAUAUUAUAAUAAUUACAGGAAUGUAUUAUUUUAUUGUACGUCCAUUUAUUGAUAGGUCAUUUAGUCGAUAUAGUCAUUUAACUUUUAGUUGAGUAAGUUGCUAACUAUUUUUUUUUUAUGUUUUAUCUGUGUAAAGCGAGGAGGAGGCCAAAAUAAGGGAAUCUUGUACACGACUAUAUAAUAUACACGUUGUACCUCGAGUCAGGGACGUCAUUUGCGGGAAUGCGGGACGCAAAUGCAUACCGUGAAUUUUUUUUAAACACCUUUAAUGUUUAGACGUACCUAGUUAAUUAGAUAUAUAAUUUUUAUUCUAAAACGUUCAUUUUGUAAUUUUACAAAAAUAUUUUGUUAUCGCCUAUAAUUUUAACAGUAUCAGAAGACAUAAACACCGUUAUAAAUAAUAAUUCAAUACGUAUCGGUGUUUUAAUAGGUACCGAGUACCGACUACUGAAUAAAGAUGAAUCCCCACCCAGGGAAAAAAUCUCCGAUGGUUAAACUUUCAGUAUUUUUAACAGUCUACCCAAAAUAAAUGCGAUCGGAAUAAUAUGCAAUUCCCGCUGAUCAUUUAGUUCUUUGUUCGAGGUUCGGUAUAUAUAGACACCAUAUGCCAUGAUAAAUUAAAUUAAAUUAAUUUCUCAGUCAAGGCCGUUUUAAUUUCUAGAAAAUAGGCUUGAAAACAAUCGAUGUUCGAUAUUAAUCGGAUAUGAAUGUAUGAUACUAUCAUAAUACAUUAACAUUUUAACUAUAAUAUUUCUACCAAAUGGCUGUUUUGAAAACUUUCUAAAGUGAACAAAUUAUGUGAUUUUUUUCUUUCGUGUUUACGAGAUGAAAAUAAACAUGCAAUUUUUAACAUACUACGCGAGUGGGUUUCAAGUUGAGAUUUUAAUUCUUAGCAGGUAUAAUUAGGUUUUGUAUCCCACGAAAGAAUGUAUAAUGACGCGCCCGCCUUGAGUUGCAUGUAAUACGUACGAACAUUACGAUGAUAUAUUUCUCCCUUUUAAAUCCUACCAAGUACCUAUCUAGGUAUUAGGUAUAGUUUACUAUAAAUCAUUACCCAUAGGUACUCAAAUUUAUUAAUUUAUAGAAUUAAUAUAGAUAGGUACCAACCUAAAAAAAAAUUAGACGGUAUCUAGUUAUUAUUAAAAUAGAUACGUGUACCUGUGUCAAUUACAAAUGUCUGGAAAUAUAUUUUCAACGAUAUUUCGUGACGACAAUUCGAAAUGUGGGAUGUGGCCUUAUUAAAUUUAUCUGCGGCUUCGUCACUAAAAUUAAUUAAGUGGCUGCCGGGAAAAUGGUCAAUAUUCCCAAAAUAUUCAGUGUUACCAUUUUUAAAUUCUGCUCAUUUGCGGUAAAUUGCUUAAUCCACUGCUGCUUUUGCUCUCGUGUCUUGUAUGCAAUUGGUAUAAACAAAAAAGCAUUACGUGAUAAAUUUCAUGAUUGUGACUUUUGUUCACUGGUUGAGUGUUGUGCAAAGAGAUAUUUAUUUACAUUUUUUUUUUAAAGAAGAGCGUUUUCUAUGGAUCCUUUGAAUGAUUUUUUAUAUUCUGAGUGGAGCGAAGAAGCUUAUAGUUAUACAAAGAUGUUUUUUUUUUUUGGGGGGGGGCAACUUUUCUACCAGAAGACUUGCUCGGAUUUCUAUGUAUAGUACUUUUUCUGAAACAAAAUCGAUGUAGGAAGGUACUUUAAAGAGGUCGUUUUUCCAUUUUCCCCGGAGUAUUAUCAUCAAAUGCGAAACCCCCCCCCCAAAAAAAAACCGGAAACUUUACGAAAGAUAUUAAAUAUAAUCUUACGAUUUUUUUUCUGGUGGACAAAUUUUCUACCAGAAAUUUUGCUCCGAGUUUUAAUGAUAGCAAAGUUUCCAAAAGAAAAUUUUUCCGGGGAGUUAAUUUAGAGAGGUCAUUUUUUUGAUUUUCCCAGAAAAUGUGAAAAACCUUGAUAAAAUAUGGAAAAACCGAGAAAAUCGUAGGAAAACUGAGAAUAUUGGUACAACAUUAAACAAAUCUUAUUAAAGAAAAUAUACAACGCCUAUAUGACAGAGUAUCACUAUCAACUGAACUCCGCUCAAAAUCGCGUUUUGUAAGCAAUGGUUUAUCGUCCCACAUUUCUUUUUUAAAUAUUAAUUUACUAUUUUAUUGAGAUAAGUGUGUAUUAAUUUUAAUCAUUUGUGAUUUAUUCAGGAAGGGGCAUAAGCUUCGCCCACUAUUGAUGUUUUUUCAACCUGUAUUUGUGACUUGUGUAGUAGUUAUAAUUGGUAUAUUGAAUUCUCAGUGUAGCGAGGAAUGUAUUGGUUUUACUAUGAUGUGUGUAUUUGUUCUGUCUGUAAACCACUGUUCUAAAAGAAACAUUGCUCUAAUCUUCAAGUGUGCUAUUUUUUCAAAAAUAAUAUUUUGUCAAAAAGGUGAGGUCGUUGUUUUAUUUUCCUUGUAGUUUUGUUAAUAAUUAUUAAACUCUGGAAAAUGUACACAAUGAUGGUUUCUCUGAGAUUGAAAUGUACAUACAAUAUAAUAUAUAGUUAGGCACAAUAAAUACGUAAUAAAUACGUAUUAUAUAUUUCAAUCACGGGUUUUCCAUCAUUUUCGAUUUUGUUCUAAAUUAGUUAAAAGUAAUCGUUAAAAGGCCUGGAAUUUUCACAGAAUACUUAUAAUACGCACUUUGAUGAGGUGGUAAAAUUUGUAGAAUACUUUUUAAGCUGUUUAUAAGCAUUUAAAAUUGUCUAGUAAUUAGGUUAUUUUAACUAAUCGUUUGUAUCUUAAUAGAAUAAAUAAUUUUCCUUGUUAAAUAAUGAUAUAUUAUUAUGUUUUUGCUCUUAGAAAAUGGAAAGUGAUUUAAAUACAGCAACAGCAUUGGCUGUAUCUUUAAUACACACUAAACCCGAUGGAAUGGAUACUACAGCUUUUGUUACAGCUAUUCAAUCAAAAAUCUGGGAAAAAGAAAAUGAAAAUUUUUUCCGAGUAAGUUGAAUGAAAAGUAAAAUUUGUUUUUCUUAUCCACAAAAGAUAACUUGGUUUUGGAAUAAAAAUUUCCUGGAAGACACCCAGAUUAGUUCUAAAUAAUGAAAAAAAAAAUUAUUAAAUUUUUUCAAAUUUUUAAAAACAUACCAUAAGAGUAAUAAUAAUUAGUAUGGAUAGUGAUGUAAAUUUUCAUGAACAUUUUCAAAUAGUUGGCAAUGUUAUCAUAACAAUUGCUUGUCAACUAAAUCCUUUGACAUAUAGUAAAAGUAUGUUACUCAUAAUUAUACUUAAAACUGUGUACAAUUUCCUCAUAUUGAUAUUAUUUUAUGCUGCUAGAACAUAGAAAACACAAAUAAAUUUAUCUUAGUAAUUAAUGUGCAUUUUUAUCUUAGAUUAAACCUUCUAUUUACAGUAUGAAUAGUAUCUAACAUUUGUUGAUUUUACUAUAGUUAUUUUUUAUUUUUGUUAUUUACAACUUUACCCUAAUUACUUUUAAGAAUACCGAGUUAUUAAAAAUUGCGUACAAUGUACUAUAUUCAAGAGUCAUCAAUUAUACUAUAUGUAUGUUUGAUAAAAUAAAUACAAAUAUUAUACCUAGUGUACUUACUAUUGAGUUUUUAAUUAUUUUAGCACAUAUGUACAGUUAUGGUUCAGUGAUAUCAAUUGUUACAAUCUCAACAAUUAAUUACCUAUGUUAAGAAAAAUACAUAAUAAAUACAAUUUUUAAAAUUUUCAAAAAAUGUCAACAAAUAACAUUUCUGAGUUGGAAUAUAGGGACUUUUCAAAAAAAAAAAAAAAAAAAAAAUGAUUUGUAAUUCAUUUUUAAUCAUUAUUAUUUUAUAAUUGCUUUAUAGAAAAUGUUAUUUAAGAGAACAGAUAGUUGAUUUUAUUUAAUAAAAAGGUUUUGCAAAAUAGGGAGACAAAGUGAGAAAAAAAAAAAAAAUUUUAUUUGAAACCGAUCAUAGGAUAGUUAGAUAAUUUUAUUUAAAUUAAUUAAUGUGCACAAAUUAUGUAAAAAAGUCUUAUUACUAUAAUUUACAGUAUUUACAGUAUCGUUGUAAUUUGUAUGCAUUUUUAUUAGACUCCUGAGGUAAUGAAAAACAGCUAUUUUUAUUGUCAAAAUUAUAUUUAUAUCUGUGGUAGUUAAUUUAAUGUGAAAUAAUUAUGACUGAAACAUUGGCUAAUAAAAUUACCAAAAUAGGUAGAUGUUUUUUAAUAUAUAAAAUAAUUAUUUUGUUUAUCAAUUUAGGAAUUUUUAUGCGGUUCUGAUUCGGAAGAAUUUACUGAAGAAAAACCGACUCAUAUUAUAGAAAACGAGUCUUGUGGCAAUUACCAGAGUUUUGACAAAUGUAUGUAUAAUAUAUUAAUUAUAUUAAUAUGCAUUUUUAUUUAUGAGUGUUUUAGUUUUAAAUUUAUGAUAAAAAUUGGUGAAAACAAUAAUUCAAUUUCAGUUUAAUAAUAAAUGUUUAAUUGAGAUGAACUCAGAACCGCAUUUAUUUUGAAAUGAUUUAUUAUUGCAUUAAACAUUUAAAUUGUUUAACUAAACUGAUAUAUUCUACUUAUACAACUGCAGUAACUUAAGUAGCAUCAUUUUUUUACUAUUUUAUGAUUCAAAUUUUCGAAUUAAUUAUUCAUCACAAAGAAUUUAUUAAAAUUCAAUUAAAUUGAAGUUUAAAAAAACUUAAUAAACUAUAGAACCAUUAAUAAAUAUUUUUGUGUUUAAAAUUCAUUUUCUAAAUAUUUGUUUGGUAAAAAUAUUUCAUUCCAAGCUGUUAAUGUAUUUAACUCUUCCAUUAAUAUAAUUAUUAUUUUAUGUUUUAUAGGUAUUAAAAAUUUAAUUCAAAUAUUUUGUUUUAGAUCAUACAAUUAUGCCACCAGAAGAAAACAGUAGACUUGAUGAUCAUAAUAUGUCUUCUUCAGCUAGUUAUUGUAUACCUAACCAAAUUCAAACACCUAGUACCAAUUUGAUUCAAUCUAUCAUUACUAUGAAAACUUUAAACUCAAUGAGUAAAAGUCCAAUUGAUUCCGGUUAUGAUACGUACAAAUGGGAAUUCAAUUCUCAAGACAUUAAUCAAAAUCCUGUUGAAACUAUGUCACAGUCAAUUAAUAAAGCUUUAGACUUUCUUAAUGACACAUUAUUUGAUAGUUCAAAAUUAUUAUAUUCAUUUGAGAACUGGGAUAAUCACAAUAAUCUUGCUAAGCAUUUUGUGGAUUUAAUUACUAAUAUGUCAGAAAAAAGUGAAUUCGCACUUACAUGCCGUGAUAAUGUUACCAUGUUUGUCCAAAAUACCGCGUUUAAAAUUUUGGACAACCAUCAUUUAUACAAGGUAAAUUAUGGUUAUAUUUUGAUAUUAUAUGUUUUAUAUCAAUAAUUAAUUUAUAUAGUAUAAUUUGUUUUUUUAUUUUUAUUUAGUCCAUGCAUGUUGAGUAUCAAUGUAAUUUACUUGCCAAAAUUUGUUAUGAUAAAUACAUUCGGUGGAAUAUCAUACAUUUACUUCUUAAUCGUCUUAAGAUUGAUAUUCAAAUUAUACCCAAUUCAAGUACUCUUCGAAGCAUGUUUUACAGUUUUCAUUUGAUUGAUAAGUUAUUAUUUAAUAUGGAUUUUCAUGCUACUAACGAACCAAAAAAAGAUAAAACUAAUUUAACAGAUUUGUGGAAGAUAAAUCGUACAGUUAAGCAUGGGAAUGUAAUUGAAGUUAUGGAAAAAGUUUUAAGUGAAUGGACACAUCUAUUGGAACAUAUUUCUAUGGAAGCUUUGAGAAAAAAUGUUUUUUUAAUUAGCAUCAGAGCAAACCAACAGUUAGAGUUAAUAAAAUUGAUAACUUUAAAGAAAUAUUAAUUUAAAAUGAAAAAACAAUAUUAUUCCUUUUUUACGUGGAUAAUUUAAAACUUAAAUGUGAUUUUAACAAACUUUUAUUGAGGUAAUCUUAAUUUUUCUCUAUGAUAUUGGAAAAUGUAUACCUAUUUAGUUUUGUAAAAAAGUAAACUACCAUUAAGGUUGAUCAAAUAUACAUA